This is a messenger RNA of Lodderomyces pseudojiufengensis, 2091 nucleotides long. RefSeq names its product Utp8p (gene UTP8). Bases 1 to 2091 code for a protein of 696 amino acids. The transcript has a single exon. The record is from RefSeq and is a predicted model, not a curated record. NCBI's taxonomy places the organism in Eukaryota, Fungi, Ascomycota, Pichiomycetes, Serinales, Debaryomycetaceae.
AUGUCUAUUCCAUCAUUAUCCAAUCAAUACCCAAUAACUACUCUACCUAGAGUUAGUGGAGUACCUAUAGAAAAUAAAUUACUAAUACCACAAUUUUAUCAAAAUGAAUUUACAACAAAUACUUUAGAUUUUGCAAUUUCAAAAUCAAUGAUUUGUUCAUAUUUAAUUAAACCAACUCCUAAAUUAUUAUGGUCUUUUGCAUUAAAACCUUCAUAUAUUGUUGAUUGUAUAGAUGUACUAAAGUUGGGAGAUGAAAAAAUUUAUGUUGUGGGUAUAACAGAAAGAAAUUUAUAUAAAAUUAUAAUAGUCAAAACAAGUAUAAAAUUGGAAGAUGGGAUUAUACUGGCAGAUACUUUAGACACAAAUGAGUAUAAAAUUGAGAAUAAAGUUGUUGGAAUUAAAAUUUCCAAUUCAAAUAGUAUUGUGGUGGUUUAUCAAGAUGGGAAAAUUGAAUUUGUAAAUUUUAAAAAUAAUGAACUCAUCAAGGGUUUUAAUUUUCAAAAUGAAGGAGAAAUUAUUUAUAAUCAAUUUAUAAAUGAUUUAGAAGAUAAUUUGUUAUUAGUUGUAUCAAAAUUUAAAACACAGUUGAUAUAUAAAAUUCUUUCAAUAAAUCAAACAAAACCAAUAUUUGAAAUUCAAAAUUUUCAAAAUGAAAUUUUAAAAGAUCCUAUUUUUACAUAUAUAUCUGGUAAUUUAUAUCAAUAUCAUGAUGGAAUAAUUGAUAACAUAUCUAUACCAAAUUUCAAAAAAGUCAAUAGUACAUCAGUAUCUUCGUUGAUUCAAUCAGAUGAAAAAGUUUCAAUAAAAUCUCCAGCACCAGAUAGAAUUUUAUUAGGUAAUUCAAAUAAAUUAUAUUUAUUAAAUUUAAAAUUUGGUGCAAAAUUAUCUGAAUUUAAAUCAAUAUCAAGUUCAUCUAAUCCGGUAGAGGAUAAAGUAUUUAUAAAUCAAAUUAUACCAGUAAAAGGAUCAUCACAAAAUACAUCACUUACUAAUGGUUUUUAUUUAAAUUUAAAAAAUAAAGAUAAUAAUUUAUAUUUAAAUAUUAUAGAUAUAAACGUUGGAUUAAAUAAAUUAAAUGAAUGUCUAGGUAAAUCAAUAAAUCAAAGAGACGAUAAACAAUUAAAUAAUAUUAGAAAUAUUUAUAAUGAUGAACCAAUUGAAAAUGAAUCUACUGAAUUAAAUGAAAUUUAUGAACACCUAAAAAUAGCACAAGAAGAAAAUAAUUUAAAUAAAUGGGAAUCUAUAUUAAUACCAUAUCUCAAAAAUAAUAAAUCUUGGAACGAAAUUAAACAAUUUCAAAAUAAAUCUCAUAAAAAAGAUAAAAUAUAUCAAUUUAAAGAAUUUGAUGUUGAAAAUGAUAGAAUAAUAAAUAUAAAUUUUAUAAAUUUAAUAUUUGAAUUAAUUUUUAAUAAAUCAUCACCAAAUUCAUUAAAUUUUAAAUCAUUAAAUUUUAUACCUGAAUAUACUUUAAUGUAUUUAUUAACAAAUCCAAUUUUUCCUAAAACUUAUACUCGGGGAUUAUUAAAAUUAUUUUAUAAUAUUAAUAAUUUAACAUUAUUAAAACAAGCUAUUAUAACUUGUUCAAAUUUAGAAAUUGAAGACUUGGUUAAUUUAUUAAUUAUUUUGGGACAAGAUCAAGAAGAUAUUUUAUCUGAUUUAAUAACUAGAAUAAUUGAUGAAUUUUCACCUUCUGAAAUUACAAAAUCAUUUAAAAAAGUUUUUGAAAAUUCAAAUGAAACAAUAAAUAUCAUAGAGUUUAUUAAUAAGAUUUUAAAAGUUACAAAUUAUAAUAAGUGGAAAAUUAUUGAAAUUUUAAUUGAUAUAAAUGGUUUAUUUAAUUGGAAUUUAACAAAUAUUGAAAAAUUAAAUGAUUUAUUAGAUUCUAAAAUUAAACUUUUAACUGCUAAUUCAUAUAAUUUAACAUUAAUUGAUCAAGUAAAUUUAAAAAGAAACACCAGCAAGAAACAACAAACAGAAGUUAAUGGUAUAUUAACAAUUACUGAUCAAACUAAGAAUAAAAAAUUAUCAUCAACAGUUGAUUUAAAUGAUGAAAAAAUCCCAUUAUAUUCAAUAGAAACAUUAGAAAUAUAA